Polychytrium aggregatum is the source of this 1028-nucleotide messenger RNA. RefSeq lists its product as uncharacterized. The transcript is spliced from 2 exons. The record is from RefSeq and is a predicted model, not a curated record. Bases 122 to 694 code for a protein of 190 amino acids. NCBI's taxonomy places the organism in Eukaryota, Fungi, Chytridiomycota, Chytridiomycetes, Polychytriales.
ACCACGAAGCCAAAGGUCGGUGGGAGCGCAUGAGCAGCACCGGCGAACAGAACGGAAUGAUAACCCCGGGCGGGUGGGCAGACACAGGUGUCCUCUCGCCCGCGCCCGAUUAUUCUGCACUAUGCACACUGCCCACAGGUCCAAGCGGGCCAGCGACGACGAGCUCCUGAAGCUGCUUUCCAAGCACAUCCGCACGACCCUGUUUGCCGAGAAUCCACUGCCAGCCGCACUCGAGGGCAUUGCUAUCCUCGACCAGCUGGUCGGCAACCUGAUCAGGUUCCCCGCCGAGGACAAGUACCGGCUGAUCCGUCUGCGAAACAAAAGGCUUGCAGGGUCGCUCUUCAACCUCACCGGGUCGGUCGACUGCUUGGUCAUGCUGGGCUUCCUCGUGCGGGUUCGCGAGUUUGAAGAAGUUUUGGAAUACUCGCACGCUUUGGACGAUGCCACCCUGGCUUUUCUGCUCAAGUUCCAGCAAGACCUGGAAAAGCUGCGAAGCGAAGCCACACUGGACUACCAACAGCAGACCCGUCGUGCUGCCAAGGCGAGAGAGCAAGUCGAGAGUCGAAGGGAUAUCGUUCUGCAGCAGAUCGAGGAUGACCGAACUCGGGUGCGGGACCGAAGUCAGAUGCUCCGCCAAAACCGGGUUGCCAACUCUAUCGCUCAAAACGAGCCGACAACGCAAAGGCCAUCAUGAAAGAUGGAAAGCUCGCGCUGCUCUCCGCCCGGCAUCCAUGCGAGGAGUCUGGAAAGCAGGAUGGCUCGAGCUCAUGGCAAUGAGUGGAAUGCUCAUCCCACUGGCCAGGCACCGACUCCCAAACGCUGCAACGUAUCAUCCAAACGACCAGGGACUGUCGGUACUUUCCGGACCUGAAUGCACAUCGUCCAUCCGCCCCCACCAUCGCCAAACAGUGUGUCCCAAAGAGACUGGAGGAGGAGCAAUUCGAGUUACCCGGGCCACCCGAGUGUCUUGAAAUCGAGAAGCCAUGGAGCUGUCCAGGUGGUCCAAUACAUGCCCCACGUUCCCACAU